ACUGCGCUGCGCUCGCGUAUUGGCGUUCGCGUUUCGUUCAAACCCAUCAAUUAAUCCACCGUGAUGCAGCGGAUGCACCCAUACUGCACAUUUUGUGACAACCCAAUUUAAAAAUAGUGCUCAGUUAGUCAAAUUUUGCCCAUCCUUGAGAGCGGUCGCCUUUCUCGGCAAGUUCGGUUCCGGCGCACAACACGUGAUUCUCACAACCAAGAUAUCUCACUCACGCGUAGUCGCUUGAUACGGUUUGCGGUGCGUUACAACGGUGCGUGCUACGUUCAAAGCGCCCAAUGGAAAAAUUCUUCAAAGCCCUCUGUCGAAAGAAACCGAACGAUGACGACGGUAGCCACUCCAAGCUGGCCCGUGUCCUCACCCUGCUGGACUUGACGGGCCUUGGCGUGGGCAGUACACUGGGGCUGGGAGCGUACGUUCUCGCCGGAUCGGUAGCCUACGAGCAGGCCGGACCCGGCGUGGUGGUUUCGUUUGUGAUAGCUGCCGUAGCGGCAGCCAUUGCCGGGCUCUGCUAUGCGGAGUUUGCAGCACGGGUUCCGAAGGCCGGAUCGGCUUAUAUUUAUACGUACAUUACGAUCGGGGAGUUUGCCGCGUUUACCAUUGGGUGGAACCUAAUGCUGGAGUAUAUCAUUGGGACUGCCAGCGUGGCCCGAGGUUUGAGUGGAUACAUAGACGCGUUGAUUGAUCAUCGAAUGGAGAGAACGCUCCAGAGCAUAGUGGAGUUCAGGGUGAGCUUCCUCGGAAAACAUCCGGACAUAUUUUCGUUCUUUGUGGUUCUGACGAUCACUGCACUGCUGGCGUACGGAGUGAAGGAAUCAACGGUGUUGAACAACAUCUUUACAGGAGUGAAUUUGAUGGUGAUCGUUGUGGUUCUGAUUUCCGUGGGAACCAAGGUGAAUCCGGACAAUUGGAACAUCAAGCCGGAGGACAUUCCCGAGGGGGUGAAAGGUGGCGUUGGGGGAUUCAUGCCGUACGGGCUAGCUGGAGUGAUGGCAGGGGCUGCCAAGUGCUUCUACGGUUACGUAGGGUUCGACUGUAUUGCGACGACUGGAGAAGAAGCUCGGAAUCCAUCCAGGAACAUCCCGUUGGCGAUUAUAUUCUCUCUGCUGAUCAUCUUCCUGUCAUAUUUCGGGGUUGCCACGGUGCUUACUAUGGCUUUGCCAUACUACAACCAAGAUCCGAAAGCACCGUUUCCCAACUUGUUUGACUGGUUGGGAUGGCAGGAGAUAAAGUGGAUCGUAUCCAUCGGAGCCAUCUUUUCGCUGUGUACAAACUCAUUAGGGGCAAUGUUCCCUUUGCCUCGUGUCCUAUACGCCAUGUCAUCGGAUGGGAUCUUGUUCAAGAAACUUCGAAAGGUGCACCCGGUUACGAAGACGCCCAUCUUGGCUACGGUUAUUUCCGGUAUAGUGUCAGGAACUAUGGCUCUGCUGUUCGACCUGCACCAGUUGAUCGAUAUGAUGUCCAUCGGAACGCUGUUGGCUUACACGAUCGUCGCUCUGAGUGUGCUGGUUUUGAGAUACGACGAGAACACAAACUUUCGAACCAGCGUUCCCACUCAGGAUAAGUCAGUGAUUGUGAAACAGCUGUUCAACCUGAAUAUUGCCAAAACUCCGAAUGCGCUUUCAUCGAAGAUCGUCAAGAUCAGUUUGAUACUAUACGCUCUGGUCACGUGCACCGUCAGUGCCAUACUGGUAAACGGUCAGGAUUACCUCUCGGCUCAAUACCCGUUGAACCUGACGAUCCUUACCAUCCUGGCCAUGGCGAUCCUCAUCCUAUUCCUGGUCAUCGCCUGCCAACCCACGGAAGAGACCAAGAUCACCUUCAGAGUGCCGCUGGUUCCAUUUGUCCCGAUGCUGAGCAUCCUGGUCAACAUCUACCUCAUGUUCCAACUGGACGUCAACACGUGGAUCAGUUUCUCCCUGUGGCUGUUGGUUGGAUUUGUGAUCUAUUUCACCUAUGGAAUCCGACAUUCGGUUCUGGGUUCGGGCAGUCACACCCUGUCGGAAAGCCAGCUGGAGAAUCCGUUCUGCAUGGUGGGUCUUGAAAAGACGUAGGCUUAAGUUCUCGUAUCAGUCGGUAUUAUCAGCUAUAAGUGACAUGGUCAAAGAGUUUCAUUCCGUGUUUAGGCUAGUAGUUGUAAGGAAAAUGUGACUUUGCAUCGUGUGAUCAAUGUUUGUUCUUUUGCCUAGUGUAUAGGCGUACAUUUGUGGCGUCUCUGUAUGUUUUCGAAAAUUUCAUUCUUUUGACAAUGACACCGAGAAUAAACGGAACAAUGAGUUCA
Molecule: messenger RNA, 2290 nt
Organism: Aedes albopictus (Asian tiger mosquito)
Lineage: Eukaryota; Metazoa; Arthropoda; Insecta; Diptera; Culicidae
Product: cationic amino acid transporter 2-like
Exons: 4
Coding region: 288-2063 (591 amino acids)
Biological process (GO): L-arginine import across plasma membrane; L-ornithine transmembrane transport
Cellular component (GO): plasma membrane
Molecular function (GO): L-lysine transmembrane transporter activity; L-arginine transmembrane transporter activity; L-ornithine transmembrane transporter activity
Source: RefSeq, a predicted model, not a curated record